GCACACACAACAAUUCAGCUGAGGGUGCGCUGCAAAGAAAAAAUAAGCUUAGGAAACAAAAGUUCCAAUGGGAAAGUUCAGCUUUCUUUUCACAUCUUUGCUGCUCAUCUGCUUCUUGGCAUCAGAGAUAACAUAUUACUAUGCAGACAGUCAGGGGAUACAGCAGCCAUUCAGUAAGGCCAUUCUGGAGAUGUUACAUAUAAAUACACUUACAUUUCCACAGCGUACUAAGCUUCACCCCUACAUGAGACAGAUCUAUCAGCGACUCAGUUCAUCAGAAGCUAAGGAUUCCACUGAAACUGAGGGAACUCUGGUCCAAAGUUUCAGGAGUAUCAAAGUUCCUGAAUAUGACAAUCCUGGAUGGUUAUGGUUUAACAUUUCCAGCCUCAAGCCCUCCAUGUUGGCGGCAGAGCUGGUGCUACUGCGGAGAACCCUGCACCCAAAGUCACUCACAAUCAAUGUGACAAUACACACAAUUGGUUUGGAAGGGAACAACCUGUCCAUCAGCGAUCCACUAGACAAGAAGAUAUUGAAUCUGAGUGAGCUGCCAUCCUCUGGCUACGACACGUUUAAUGUUUCCAUCAUCCUGAGACAGUGGCAGGUGGAUGUAAUUGGAUUCCAGUUCCAGUUUACUGAUGACAGUGGCAGUCUGGUCUUGCAUGAUGCCCUCACUCAGAGUCUCUACUGUCUCAACACAAGUUCUCAAGAUGAACCACUUCUCAUCACUUAUCGGUUGGCACUGUCUGAAAGGAGCAAGAUGGCCAAUUUACGUGGCAGCAGGAGUAGUCAGCAGUGCACUAGUGGAUGGAGGAGGAGCCAUCUUCCUCGCAGAGAUAUUCCUGGAGAGUGCAACCUGCACCAGUGGUUCGUGAGCUUACGGUCUUCAGAGUUAAAUCACUGGAUCCUGGAACCUCAGGGUUACUAUGCUAACUUCUGUAGAGGUCAUUGCUUCAGUACGGUCUCUGACAAGGAGAAAGCAGUAUCAACCAGCUCCACUUGGGACCCAGUAGAGCAAAAUACAACCAAAUCACAAAGAUGGUACUGCACUCCACAGAGAUAUUCUUCAAUCAAAAUAAUGUAUAUUACAGAGUAUGGAAAUAUUUUUAUUGAGAAUUUGAAAGAGAUGAGUAUUGAAAGUUGUGCUUGCAAAUAAGAUUUCUUUACAGUGAAUAUAUCACCUUUUCAUUUCCCUACAUCAUCUAAAUUCCAUGUUUUCACUACUGAGAAGAAAAUUUUAGUACAAUAAGAAAUGAUUGGAAUAAUCUGUUAGGAAGUGCUGGGCAUUAUUCAUUAUUUGCAAUUCACAUUAGUAGAUUGAGUAACCGACAUAACGAGGAAAAAAUAAAUUGUGCCAGCCAAAAGAAGCUGGAGAUAAUAUUUUUAUUGUGAUACUUUCAUAAAUGUUAUGGUUUUAUGCAGGUUGUUGCUAUAUUUUACACUGUGUUUGAUUUCUUCUUUCACAUGGUCUAACAGUUCUCCCUUCUUCCUCCAAUCUAGACUUUCAAAAAUUAAUCAAUAAUUCCUGAUUAACCUAAUUAUAGACAUUCAUUUCAGACAUGGUGCUCUGCAUUACAGUGCUGUUGUUUAACAAUUAUAAUUUCAUCCACUUUAGGUUGUUCAUCUGUAAACUACUAAAAUCUUGCUUUCCUGGUAAAGGAUAUUAAGAAAUUACAGUACAUCUGAUGUAUUUUGUGCUUAAAUUGUACUUUAAUCGACAACCCAAUUUUAAGGUUUUGCAUAUCUUAUAACUUUGGUGAGCUUCAUAAUCUAAGCUUUUUUUAAGUUCACGUUCAUUCCUAGCAAUAAAAUGACCAUGACCUAAAAUGAAAUUUACUGAACUCAUUAAGCACCUACCUUUAUGCUAAUUAGAAACAAUACAUACUGUAAUCUGUAGUAGGCCGUAAGGCAAAGUAAUGCAUAUGCUUCAAUGAAAUAAAUAUCUUACUUUACAA
This is a messenger RNA of Pristis pectinata (smalltooth sawfish), 1952 nucleotides long. RefSeq names its product bone morphogenetic protein 4. Gene Ontology annotation, cellular component: extracellular region. Gene Ontology annotation, biological process: SMAD protein signal transduction; BMP signaling pathway. Gene Ontology annotation, molecular function: cytokine activity; growth factor activity. The record is from RefSeq and is a predicted model, not a curated record. Lineage: Eukaryota; Metazoa; Chordata; Chondrichthyes; Rhinopristiformes; Pristidae.